Vidua chalybeata is the source of this 2085-nucleotide messenger RNA. RefSeq names its product zinc finger protein 282 (gene ZNF282). The record is from RefSeq and is a predicted model, not a curated record. Bases 61 to 1689 code for a protein of 542 amino acids. The transcript has 7 exons. NCBI's taxonomy places the organism in Eukaryota, Metazoa, Chordata, Aves, Passeriformes, Viduidae. Gene Ontology annotation, biological process: regulation of DNA-templated transcription.
CCCAGCCCCAGCCCCAGCCCCGGCCGCGGCCGCCGGGGCCCGGCCCAGCUCCGCGGGGCCAUGGCCGAGUGGGCGCCCGCCCAGGUGCAGGAGUGGAACAUGGAGGCCCCUCACCUGAUGCCGCUGCAGCCACCGCUGCUGCCGGAGCGCGCGCACGUGCGGGAGGCGCAGCUCCACUCCGCAGAGGCCUCGCUCUGGACCGUGGUGGCCACGGUGCAGGCCAUGGAGAGGAAGAUCGACCUCCUGGCCACCCGCCUGCUCAGCCUGGAGGGCCGCUCCGGCACGGCCGAGAAGAAGCUGCUGGACUGCGAGAAGACAGCCAUGGAAUUUGGGAACCAGCUGGAGAGCAAGUGGGCCGUGCUGGGCACCCUCAUCCAGGAGUACGGGCUGCUCCAGCGGCGCCUGGAGAACGUGGAGAACCUCCUGAAGAACAGGAACUUCUGGGUGCUGCGGCUGCCCCCCGGCCCCCGGGGCGAGGUCCCCAAGGUGCCGGUGACAUUUGUUGACAUCGCCGUCUACUUCUCAGCAGAGGAGUGGAAGAACCUGGAGGAGUGGCAGAAAGAGCUGUACAACAACCUGGUGAAGGAGAACUAUGAGGCUUUGCUGUCCCUGGAUGGGGCCCUCUCCAGGAGCGAGGCCCAGCCCCGCAGCGAGCGUGGGGACGGACCCUGUGUCCCCGAGCAGCGGGAGCUGGAGCAGAGGGAGCUGCCACCGGACGCCUGCGCGGAGUCGCUGAUCUCCACCUCCGACAUCCUGUCCCGGAUCAAGCAGGAGGUGGCCUUCGUGGGGGAGCAGCAGUUCCCCGAGGAGCGGGGGAUGCCGUCAGACCCCUGUGCAGGCGCUGACGCCCUGAUCACCGCGCACGACUUCUUGUCGUGGAUCAAGCAGGAGGAAGAGCCCUGUGUCCGGGAGCCCUGGGAGCUGCCCGAGAGGGAGAUGCUGCCCCCGGGCCCUGGUCCUGCCAGCGAGGGGCUGCUGGUGAAGACGGAGGAGCGGUGCCCCCACGCCGAGCCCCCCGAGGAGGUGGGUUUGCCGGGCAGCUCCGGGGAGCUGCUCUUCCCCGGCACGGGCUUCGGGACCCCCGAGGGACAGGCGGCGGUGCCAGCUGCGGUGGCUCUGCCGGCGCAGCACAGACUGGGCAAAGCUCCGGGCCCCGAGCCGGGCCCGGGGGCCGAUGCCGGGGGCGUCCCCGCGGCGCCGCCGGGCCCCGCCGAGGAGCGGCCGCACGGCUGCGCCGAGUGCGGGAAGAGCUUCAGCGGCAAGAAGAGCCUGCGGAUCCACCAGCGCAGCCACGCGGCCGAGCGGCCCUACCCGUGCGCCGAGUGCGGCAAGAGCUUCAAUUGCCACUCGGGGCUGGUGCGGCACCAGAUGAUCCAUCGCGGCGAGCGGCCCUACAAGUGCUCCGAGUGCGGCAAGUGCUACAGCCGCAAGGAACACCUGCAGAACCACCAGCGGCUGCACACCGGGGAGCGCCCCUUCGCCUGCGCCCAGUGCGGCAAGAGCUUCAUCCGCAAGCAGAACCUGCUCAAGCACCAGCGCAUCCACACCGGCGAGCGCCCGUACCAGUGCCCCGCCUGCGGCCGCAGCUUCCGCUACAAGGAAUCGCUCAAGGAUCACCAGCGGGUCCACGGCGCCGAGGCGGGCCCGCCGCCGCUGCCCCCGCCCGGGAUCCUUCCCCCCGGGGACUAGGGGCCACCCCGCCGCGACGGGGACGGUCCCCGGCCACGCAGCUUCCGACCAAACCGAGGUGCCCGGCCGGGGCGGGGGGCAGGCGGGGAGCCCCCGGGGUUGGGGUGCGGGGACGAGCCCCCAGGUCCCCCGCCACGGACGGACACUUCACCCCCAGCGCUCCCCCCACGGACAAUGUCGCCGCACGGGGUGGGGGGCAGCCCCCCCCGCCGUGUCCCCCCGCGCCACCCCCGCCUGCCGCUCUGUCCCCUCGCCCCCGCUGCUUAUUUUUACUGCCCCCCCCCCCCCCCCCCCCCCGCGCCGUCCCGCUGUACAGUGCUUGGGGUGUAGUUUUGUAUGGACGAAGCGAUACAGAAUAAAGUCGUGCUGGGCUGCAGAGCCUUCAGCACCCCCGCC